AUUUAAAAUUAAACAUAAAUACUUUCUAGCAACCAAAAUUCUUUGGAAAGUAAUGUUGAAGGUUAUACUAAAUCAAAUUGUAAGUAUAUCUUAAAAAAUGUCAUGAAAUCCCCACUGAGUUACAAUGCCUACAUCAACCUGAUAUAGAAUGUGGUGUUAUCUUCUUAAAUAUAUGUAUUUUUUUAGUAUUAUUGAUUAAAAUAUAGAGGAAUUGUGAUGUUUUGGUUCAUAUAAAUGUCUAAAGUACCCAACAAAGAGCAGGAUGAGCAUUUCGAAGGUGGCCACGUUGAUCAUCUCGUUCGUGAAGGGCACGAUGAUGACGGACAUGAUGUAGCCGAUGACGACGAACCAGAAGAGGAAGAUAUGAACCUGGAUCCAAAUUUUGAGAUGUUCUUUACUUUUAGUCUUGACACCAACGAUGAGCACAAUCCCGGUGACUACCUGGAUGGAGGAGAGGAGCAGAUCGGACAAGAAGGCGUAGUACAUGACUACGGAAUCCUGUUCCGGGGCCGCUUCCUCGAGGAUGACCAGAUCUUGGACGAUGGUCGCUAUGCCGAAGAGGGUCUCCAGGUGGCCUAUGACACAGCAUCCCGUCAUCAAGCUCAUGCAGAAGCAGAACGUCUCGAAUCUCGGGAGCCACUUCGUCAUUGUUACCUUUAA
Molecule: messenger RNA, 660 nt
Organism: Nezara viridula (southern green stink bug)
Lineage: Eukaryota; Metazoa; Arthropoda; Insecta; Hemiptera; Pentatomidae
Source: the annotation of a GenBank genome assembly